Messenger RNA from Exophiala bonariae, 594 nucleotides. RefSeq names its product Rho- protein rac1A (gene RAC1A). Bases 1 to 594 code for a protein of 197 amino acids. Gene Ontology annotation, biological process: cortical cytoskeleton organization; regulation of actin cytoskeleton organization; establishment or maintenance of cell polarity. The record is from RefSeq and is a predicted model, not a curated record. The transcript has 3 exons. Lineage: Eukaryota; Fungi; Ascomycota; Eurotiomycetes; Chaetothyriales; Herpotrichiellaceae. Gene Ontology annotation, cellular component: cytoplasmic vesicle; cytoskeleton; cell projection. Gene Ontology annotation, molecular function: GTPase activity; GTP binding; protein kinase binding.
AUGGCGCAGGGAACUCAAUCCAUAAAAUGUGUGGUCACUGGUGAUGGUGCUGUCGGCAAGACAUGUCUGCUGAUAUCCUAUACUACAAACGCCUUUCCUGGCGAAUAUAUCCCCACCGUCUUCGACAACUACUCAGCUAGUGUCAUGGUCGAUGGGAAACCUGUCUCACUCGGCCUGUGGGAUACCGCUGGUCAGGAAGAUUACGAUCGAUUGCGACCACUUUCAUACCCUCAAACCGAUGUCUUCCUGAUAUGUUUCUCCAUCGUCUCUCCUCCCAGUUUUGACAACGUCAAGGCAAAAUGGUAUCCGGAAAUCGAGCAUCAUGCACCCAAUGUGCCCAUCAUUCUCGUCGGAACCAAAUUGGAUUUACGAGAAGAUAAAGGAACCGCAGACAACUUGAGGGCCAAGAAGAUGGAGCCUGUCUCCUACGAGCAAGCUUUAUCAGUCGCCAAGGAAAUCCGAGCGGUGAAAUACCUAGAAUGCUCGGCAUUGACACAGCGGAAUCUGAAGAGUGUGUUUGACGAGGCGAUUAGAGCCGUGCUCAAUCCCCGACCGACCGCAACUAAGAAGAAGUCCCGGUGCACCAUCCUCUGA